GUGUUUGUCCUCUGCCCUGCCAAGGCCAUAGAGCUGGUGCGUGCGGGUAGCGGGGCACUCCAAGGAGCCACAUGCCAGCGGCACCAUGGUGCACCUCACUACUCUCCUCUGCAAGGCCUAUCGUGGGGGCCACUUAACUAUCCGCCUUGCCCUGGGUGGCUGCACCAACCGGCCCUUCUACCGCAUUGUGGCUGCUCACAAGUGUUCCAGGUAUGGCCGUUUCGUAGAGCAGCUGGGCUCCUAUGAUCCAUUGCCCAACAGUCAUGGAGAAAAACUCGUUGCCCUCAACCUAGACAGGAUCCGUCAUUGGAUUGGCUGCAGCGCCCAUCUCUCUAAGCCUAUGGAAAAGCUUCUGGGUCUUGCUGGCUUUUUCCCUCUGCAUCCUAUGAUGAUCACAAAUGCUGAGAGACUGCAAAGGAAACGGGCAUGUGAAGUCCUGUUAGCUUCUCAGAAAACAGAUGCAGAAGCUACAGAUACAGAGGCUACAGAAACAUAAAUGAGCUGACUUUAGUGAGCAUAGCAGUGGGAACAAGGUCAAGGUCCUCUUGAAACACUCUGCAGAGAUCUUAAUUUUGUUAGAUUUGGAGUUCAAUAAAUGGAGUAUCCUGAAAAAAAAAAA
Molecule: messenger RNA, 619 nt
Organism: Symphalangus syndactylus (siamang)
Lineage: Eukaryota; Metazoa; Chordata; Mammalia; Primates; Hylobatidae
Product: small ribosomal subunit protein bS16m-like
Biological process (GO): mitochondrial translation
Cellular component (GO): mitochondrial small ribosomal subunit; ribosome
Molecular function (GO): structural constituent of ribosome
Source: RefSeq, a predicted model, not a curated record